Molecule: messenger RNA, 865 nt
Organism: Alnus glutinosa
Lineage: Eukaryota; Viridiplantae; Streptophyta; Magnoliopsida; Fagales; Betulaceae
Product: calmodulin-7
Exons: 2
Coding region: 99-548 (149 amino acids)
Molecular function (GO): calcium ion binding; enzyme regulator activity
Source: RefSeq, a predicted model, not a curated record
UAAAAAUAGAACAAUCUCUUUCCCUUUUGUCUCACACCUCUUUCCUCCAUUACUACUCCUUUAGAAAGAAAGAAAGAUCGAAUUUUUGAAGAAGAAGAAUGGCGGACCAGCUCACCGACGACCAGAUCUCUGAGUUCAAGGAGGCCUUCAGCUUGUUCGACAAGGAUGGCGAUGGUUGCAUCACUACCAAGGAGCUUGGGACUGUGAUGAGGUCACUUGGCCAGAACCCAACUGAAGCAGAGCUCCAGGACAUGAUCAACGAAGUUGAUGCAGAUGGAAACGGGACUAUUGACUUCCCUGAGUUCCUGAACCUCAUGGCCAGGAAGAUGAAAGACACUGACUCGGAGGAGGAGCUUAAAGAGGCAUUCCGAGUUUUUGACAAGGACCAGAACGGGUUCAUCUCUGCUGCUGAGCUGCGCCAUGUGAUGACCAACCUUGGGGAGAAGCUCACCGACGAAGAAGUUGAUGAGAUGAUCAGGGAGGCUGAUGUUGAUGGUGAUGGCCAGAUAAAUUAUGAGGAGUUUGUCAAGGUGAUGAUGGCUAAGUGAUGAGUGUCUCUCCACCAAAACCUUGAUGAGAAUGAUCUUAUUAUAACCAAAACAAAAGAAAAGAAGAAAGAGGAGAACAGGGUUGACGAAUAUGGUGGGACUUGGUAGUUUCCUUUUUUGUUCAAUUUUCAUUUGAUGCUUUUGCCCCUACAGGAAGUAGUAGUAUGUUCUGCUGCUGGUGGUGGUGGUGGAAGCUAUGUUUAUCCUUAAAUGUGUCUUGGCAGUUUAAUAUUUGUUUUUUUUGUUCUCUUGUGAACCUGAACUACCUGGGACGACCCAAUGUUUCUACGUUGAUUGGAUGGAUCAUUUUAUUGGUA